Molecule: messenger RNA, 1278 nt
Organism: Truncatella angustata
Lineage: Eukaryota; Fungi; Ascomycota; Sordariomycetes; Amphisphaeriales; Sporocadaceae
Exons: 1
Coding region: 1-1278 (425 amino acids)
Source: RefSeq, a predicted model, not a curated record
AUGUUGAACUUCGCUCGUUCCAAGAAGCCCGAGUGCUCUAAAUCCCUUGGCCCAGAAGAGACAGACAAAACUUCCCCGCAGACACCGGUCAUAUUCCAAGUAUUUUCGCCACCAGUUCAGCGGAAUUUCUCCUACCCCAUUAAUGUGUCGGCCGGGACAAAUAGUUCAUCCUGUCCCAAUACAUCUGAUAUUGGCCAAUCGAUUUGCGACCUCUCUCCGGAUAAUAUUUCAAAGGCCAUUGCUGCUGAUCCGGACGACCCAUUCUUGUACAUUGCUGAGCCGGUCGAAUGUAUUCGUUCGGUGAAGAAGGACGAUCGACCUCGGACUUCGUCUCGGAUUUUUGGCCGCUUCAACUUUCAGGUCCCAUUCAAGGAAGAGCACAAGUCCCACAAUAAACAGCGAAGGAGCACAAUACUCGGGCUUUCGAUACCUCAGGCCCAGAACACUCCGCUCGUAGACUCGGCUCCCCAUACACUUCAGUUGAAGGAAACGAAAGUGUCCAAAGGCCAAUCAUCGGGUGACCUUUUAUUGUCACGUAAAAUAAUUGCAGUUGGCAGAUUGAAGAGAAACUCUUUGGGUCAACACAAAGUUGUCAAAUCUAUUGAUGUCUCUAAUCCAUCCGAGUCGCAUAUUGAAAAGCUGCUACGCCCUGCUUCCAGUUCAGAAGAUACCAGCAUUGACACCCGGAUCAGCGAGCUGGUCUUAAUAAAAGACGAAUCACUUCUCACAAUAACAGACAAGGAAUGUAUCAGUAUCACAAUUGAUGCCUUGGACAACUCUUUAUCAGAAGAGACACAGAAAAUAUUACCGAAACCCAGAAUGGACUACAUGCACCGCAGAGAUUCCCCGCAGAAUACAGCAACUGUUGGAGGUAGACAGGGAGACGCAAAUACAGGCUCUGGAGGUUGCAAGGAAAAAGAACGUAGAGGAGGAUGGUUCUCACACAUCAAGGAGUGGGUGUCAACUUCUGAACCUUCAACGAAGGCAUUGAAGGAUUAUAAGAGAGAUGCGUUCAAACGAGCAGGUACUACUCCAAACGACCCGCUGGCAACUGUAAAGCUCCAUAUCUCACCAAUUUCUUUGCCACCCGAAGCUAUUAAACCAUGCGGACGAGGACUUGACCCGGAAGAAAUUGUACGAAGAAAGGCAGAGCAGAAGAGAAAACAGCGGCAGUCAUUCCAGACAACGGCGAGCUCAUCUGGAGGAUCUCGAACGAGCGCUAGUCAGCAUUCGUCGCUGAACAGUCUGGCUCUGAGGGAGCUCAAAAGUGACGCUUAG